AUCCCACUCCCACUGUCUCUUCUUGCUCUUCCCGCUCAUUGCUCCUGAAACAUGGGCACCCGUCUCCCUUCCCUUUUCUCUGCCAUCGCCAUCGCCGUCACCGUCACGCUUCUCCUUCUCUUCCUCCCCCGUUCUCUCUCCUCGCCGCCCAAUGACACCAACGCCCUCGCUCUCUUCCGCCUCCAGGCCGACUCCCAUGGCCACCUCCUCCCCAACUGGACCGGCUCCGACGCCUGCGCCGCCGCCUGGCGCGGCGUUCGCUGUUCCUCCUCCUCCUCUCCCUCCGGCCGCCGCGUCACCGCUCUCUCCCUCCCAUCCCUCAACCUCCGCGGGCCCAUCGACUCUCUCUCUUCCCUGGACCAGCUCCGCCUGCUCGACCUCCACGAUAACCGGCUGAACGGCACCGUCGGGCCUCUCGCCAACUGCACCAACCUCAAGCUCCUCUACCUCGCCGGGAACGACUUCUCCGGCGAGAUCCCGCCGGAGAUAUCCUUCCUCCGGCGCCUCCUCCGUCUUGACGUUUCCGACAACAACAUCCGGGGCGUGAUCCCGGGGGAGCUCCGCCUCCUGAGCCGCCUCCUGACUCUCCGGCUGCAGAGCAACCUGCUCUCUGGAGAGGUGCCGGAUCUCUCGGCGUCGCUCAAGAGCCUCAAGGAGCUCAACUUGACAAACAACGAACUGUACGGGCGUUUGCCAGAUGGACUACUGAGGAAGUUUGGUGUCCGGAGCUUCGUCGGGAACGAAGGACUAUGUGGCUCGAGCCCGUUACCAGCUUGCUCGCUAUCCGGGACUUCACCUCCGGCUUCUUCCUCUCUCACGGUACCGUCUAAGCCCAGCUCCAUUCCAGAGGCACCCGCAAUUGGACCGGGUCAGAAGCAUCGGCGAAAAGGACUGAGCACGGGGGCUAUAGUGGCGAUUGCUCUCGUGAUCUGCGUGGCAUUACUUGUCGUGACAUCUUUCGUGGUUGCUUACUGCUGCUCAAGAGAGCGGAAUUCGAGCUUGAAAUCAAAUGGAGAAAGCACUGGGAAGAGGAGAAGUGGGAGCAGCCACGGAAGUGAGAAGAGAGUGUACGCAAGCGGCGGUGCGGAUAGUGAUGGGACGAACGCUACCGAUAGGAGUAAGCUUGUGUUCUUCGAGCGGAAGAAGCAGUUCGAACUCGAAGAUUUGCUCAGAGCGUCGGCAGAAAUGCUCGGGAAAGGAAGCUUAGGGACAGUGUACAGGGCUGUGCUGGACGACGGGGGCGUCGUGGCCGUCAAGAGAUUGAAGGAUGCCAAUCCGUGCAUGAGGAAGGAGUUCGAGCAGUACAUGGACGUGAUUGGGAAGCUUAAGCACCAAAAUGUGGUCAAACUCAGAGCUUAUUACUAUGCCAGAGAAGAGAAGCUCCUGGUAUAUGAUUAUCUGCCAAAUGGAAGCCUGCACUCCCUGCUUCAUGGAAACAGGGGUCCUGGAAGGAUUCCUCUGGAUUGGACCACAAGGAUCAGCUUGGUACUUGGAGCGGCUCGCGGGCUCGCCUGGAUCCACGACGAGUACAGUGCGGCGAAAAUCCCCCAUGGAAACAUCAAGUCUUCCAACAUACUCCUCGACAAGAAUGGCGUUGCUUGUGUCUCCGAUUUCGGGCUCUCACUGCUUCUGAAUCCGGUUCACGCCAUCGCCAGAUUGGGGGGUUACCGAGCUCCGGAGCAGGCAGAAACCAAGCGGCUCUCUCAAAGGGCCGAUGUCUAUGGCUUCGGCGUCCUGUUACUGGAAGUCCUCACCGGCAGAGCUCCAUCGCAGCAUCCCUCCCCAACACGGCCUCGCGCCGAUGAAGAGGAACAGGCGGUCGAUCUCCCCAAGUGGGUGAGAUCCGUGGUGAAGGAGGAGUGGACGGCCGAGGUGUUCGAUCAGGAGCUCCUCCGCUACAAGAACAUCGAGGAGGAGCUCGUGUCCAUGCUCCACGUGGGCUUGGCCUGCGCGGCGGCUCAGCCCGACAAGAGGCCUCCGAUGGCGGAAGUGGUGAAGAUGAUCGAGGACAUUAGGGUGGAGCAGUCGCCAUUGGGAGAGGACUACGACGAGUCGCGAAACUCCCUCUCUCCAUCGCUCGCCACGACCGAAGACGGGGUCUGAAGGUUCGGAUCGACGGAUCGGUUCACCGGGGUUGUUCCGCGGUUGGCUUCUGUUUGUGUUUUCGCAUUGUCUCAUUGCUAUUGCAUGUGGUCUGUCCUGGGUUUAAAGUUUGUAAAAUUGGCUUAGCCUAUCGUACUUUCUAAUGUUACCGGUUGGAGAAUUUGGGAAUCUUGACCAAAUUCGACCAAUUCGAUCUACUCAGUCAGCUAUUUAUUCACUAGAAGAUGUACAUCAGUACUCAGUAGUGUCGUCUUCUUGUCGGAAGGCUUCAUUGACCGCACUGAACUCUACUUUCGUUGUCGGUUGGAUGGUCUUUACUUAAUUAAU
Rhodamnia argentea is the source of this 2430-nucleotide messenger RNA. Its product is annotated as leucine-rich repeat receptor-like protein kinase PXC1. Gene Ontology annotation, molecular function: protein kinase activity; ATP binding; protein binding. Gene Ontology annotation, biological process: protein phosphorylation. The transcript has 2 exons. The record is from RefSeq and is a predicted model, not a curated record. The coding region runs from base 52 to 2103 and encodes 683 amino acids. NCBI's taxonomy places the organism in Eukaryota, Viridiplantae, Streptophyta, Magnoliopsida, Myrtales, Myrtaceae.